AUGGCUGAGACAACAAGGGAUGAAGAUCGGACCGAGGAAGACAACCAGAAAGGAGGUAGGAAUGUGAUUCUACUGAAAGAGGCAGACAUAUCAGAAGGUAUUAACGCUUGCUCCAAUAGUCUCUAUGGCAGACUCUUUGCUUCCAAAACCUUCUCAAUUGGAACCAUGGGGAAUGCUUUAAAGGCUAUAUGGGAAAACCCGGAAGGAUUUAGCGUGAGUGAUAAAGGGGAUAAUUCCUUCCAAUUCUUUUUUAAUAAAGAAGUGGAUGUCUUGCGUGUUGAACGUGGUUCUCCAUGGCUAUUCAAAGAUUAUUUGCUCCAUGUCAAGAGAUGGAAGGAAGAUCAGAACUGUGAUGAAGAGAUUAUUUCCAAUUUUUCAGUUUGGGUUCAAUUUUGGGGUUUGUCAGAAUCGUUUAAAACCCUCGAAGUUUGA
Molecule: messenger RNA, 432 nt
Organism: Arachis duranensis
Lineage: Eukaryota; Viridiplantae; Streptophyta; Magnoliopsida; Fabales; Fabaceae
Exons: 1
Coding region: 1-432 (143 amino acids)
Source: RefSeq, a predicted model, not a curated record